AUGAGCGCCGACACAGGCUCACCAGAGCCGACCUCGCAAGAGUCCUCACGGGUAGCGAUAGGGUUGUCGUUCGGCAACAGUAACAGCAGCAUAGCCUACACCACCGCCAACGAGGGCAAGGCUGAAGUCAUCGCCAACGAGGAGGGUGACCGUCAGAUCCCAUCCAUUCUCUCUUACGUUGCUGGUGAAGAAUUCCAGGGCACACAGGCGAAGGCUCAAAUAGCACGGAAUCCCAGGAACACAAUCGCCUUCUUCCGAGACUUCCUGGGCAAGGGCUUCAAGGAUGUCGAUCCCAGCCCUUGUCAUGCCAGCGCACACCCAGUGGAGCUGGACGGCGGGAAGAGCGUGGGGUUCGAGGUGCAGGAGCAUGCUUCAGAGGACGAAGAAGGGAGCAGUGAGCCAGCGAAGAGCACGCUAUCAGUUUCAGAAGUAUCCACAAGGCAUCUGCGGCGGCUGAAGCAGUCGGCGUCCGAUUAUCUGGGCAAGAGCGUGAACGCAGCAGUCAUCACCGUGCCCUACGACUUCACUGAUGAGCAGAAGGCGGCACUCUCGAAAUCUGCGAAGGAGGCUGGCAUCGAGGUGCUGCAGUUCAUUCCGGAGCCCGUGUCCGCUUUGCUCGGUCACGAUGCGAAGGUCCAACAAUCGGGCGAGCAACCACAGCAACAUGACAGGAUCAUACUGGUUGCAGAUCUGGGAGGCACAAGAUCAGACGUCUCGGUGGUAGCGAGCAGAGGCGGAAUGUACACUACCUUAAGCACAGCACACGACUAUGAGCUUGGAGGCAGCACACUGGACAAAGUACUGGUGGAGUACGCAGCGAAGGAAUUUCUCAAGAAGAACAAGACAGCGAAGGACCCGCGCGGCAACGAGCGAAGCUUAGCAAAACUCACACUUGAAGCCGAAAGCGUCCGGAAAGCUCUCUCUCUAGGUGCAUCCGCCUCGUUCAGCAUCGAGAGCUUGAGCGACGGCAUCGACUUCAGCCUGAACGUCAACCGCACGCGCUUCGAACUGCUUGGGAGUAAGCUCUUCCAGUCCUUCACGCGCCUGAUCGAGUCCGCCGUGCAAAAGGCGGAUCUGGAUAUUCUCGACGUCGACACGAUCCUCCUUGCGGGCGGGGCUUCGCAUACGCCGAAGAUCGCAGCCAACGUCCAAUCCCACUUCCCUUCCACUACGACCAUCAUAUCUCCCUCCACUAGCUCCACUGCCGUCAACCCCUCCGAGCUUACCGCACGAGGCGCAGCUAUUCAAGCAAGCUUGAUCCAGGAGUUCGAGCACCAGGACAUCGAAGACAGCACCGAGGCCGUUGUAACCGUAACACCCCACCUCUCCCACGCCAUUGGCUUGGUGACCGGCAAGGAAGGCUCAGAAGAGUUCGCCGUCAUCGUCGAGCCAGAUACUCCUGUCCCUGUGCGGAGAACAGCGCAGAUACCCGUUGCGGCUGGCGGCGACGUCCUGCUCAGACUCGCAGAAGGCGUGCGCGAGAUCAAGGUUUCGAAAGCGGAGAAGCCUGGUACGAACGGUACCGCUGGGUCUGACGACGAUUCCGAUGAGGAUGGUUCCGACGACGAGCCAGAGGAGGUGCGGAGUAAAGUCCUCAAGCCUGGCAAGAUCAUCGCGGAAGCUGGGCUGAAGGGCGUGAAGAAGGGUGGAAAGGUUGAGGUGCAGGUUAACGUGGCGGCGGAUCUGGGCGUUACGGUUGUUGCGAGGGAAGUUGGUGGGAAGGGUGGUGUGAGGGGUGUUGUCGAGGGUACGGGGGCUCAGCAGAAUGGGAGUGCGGCAUGA
Molecule: messenger RNA, 1782 nt
Organism: Saxophila tyrrhenica
Lineage: Eukaryota; Fungi; Ascomycota; Dothideomycetes; Mycosphaerellales; Extremaceae
Gene: SSZ1
Product: Hsp70 protein that interacts with Zuo1p
Exons: 1
Coding region: 1-1782 (593 amino acids)
Biological process (GO): protein folding
Cellular component (GO): cytosol; nucleus
Molecular function (GO): ATP-dependent protein folding chaperone; ATP binding
Source: RefSeq, a predicted model, not a curated record